Solanum pennellii is the source of this 1370-nucleotide messenger RNA. Its product is annotated as extensin-2-like. NCBI's taxonomy places the organism in Eukaryota, Viridiplantae, Streptophyta, Magnoliopsida, Solanales, Solanaceae. The transcript has a single exon. The coding region runs from base 131 to 1132 and encodes 333 amino acids. The record is from RefSeq and is a predicted model, not a curated record.
AACCAUAAAGUCAUUACAUUAAUCUCAAGAAGGAUGUUACUUUUGCUACUAUAAAAACUUAAGAUCCCAACAAAACUAUGCAACACAAGUAUUAGUACAAUCCACUCUUUUUUUUCUUCCAAAAAUCAAAAUGAGAAGCUUUGGAAAUUUGGGGCAAUGGCCUCUACUUGCAUUUGCUUUGGCAUUUUGCUUUGUAGCCAGCACUGUUGUUGCUGAUUACUCUUAUGACUUUACUUCUCAUUCACCCUCUCCAUACUACAAGAAACCGGAAAAACACGUUGAACAUUCUCCAUCGCAUUAUUAUUACAAGUCGCAUGCUCCUUCAAAACACUACUACAAGACACCUAUUGUUGCGAAGUAUUACAAGUCGCAUGCUCCUUCAAAACCCUACUACAAGACACCUAUUGUUGUGAAGUAUUACAAGCCGCAUGCUCCUUCAAAGCACUACUACAAGGCACCUGCUGUAGCAAAGUAUUACAAGUCACAUGCUCCUUCAAAAUACUACUACAAGUCACCUGUAGUAAUGAAGUAUUACAAAUCACCUACUCCUUUGAAACAAUACUACAAGGCACCGGUGGUAGUGAAGUAUUACAAGUCACCUGCCCCUUCAAAGAAGUACUAUAAGGCGCCAACUCCCUCAAAGUACUACUAUAAGUCACCAUCACCUACAAAGUACUACAAAUCUCCAUCGCCUGCAAAGUACUACAAGUCGCCUGCUCCAUCAAAAUAUUACAAAUCACCUACUCCUUCUAAAUAUUAUAAAUCACCAUCACCAACAAAAUAUUACAAAUCGCCAGUUUACUACAAGUCUCCUCCACCACCACCACCAACUUAUUAUGAGAAAUCGCCUUCUUACUACAACUCUCCUCCCCCUCCACCAUACUACACAGAAUCUACUCCUUCCUAUAAAUCCCCUCCCCCUCCAUCAUACUAUGAAAAAUCUACACCUUCCUUUAAAUUUCCUCAGCCUCCACCGUACUAUGAAGAGUCUACCCCUUCCCAUAAAUCCCCUCCCCCUCCACCAUACUACGAAGAAUCUACACCAUCAUACAAAUCGCCUCCUCCUCCACCGAAGUCCUAUGAACAAUCACCAUCAUACUACUCACCACCACCACCACCAAUAGUCUACUAGAAAAUAUUGAUCAAACCAUUCAUCUCAACCAUUUCACCAUUUCUUUUACUCUUAAGUCAUUUUCUUCCUCCUAAUUGGAGCAAUUCCAUUUCAACUUCUAAAUUUUUAUGUGUGUUUCCUCAAAAGUGUCGAUUUUUCUUGUUGUUUUGUACUAAUAAUUUAUAAUAUGCAUUUUAUUUUUUUUUGUAAUAUUUAUGUAAGAUGUUGAGAUGUUCAAAAUUUUGGCUCAUUGUAUCAA